AUGUCUCUACAGGCAAUCAGUGUCCUCGCUGGUCUUUCAAUUCUGCUCCUCAUUGCCGCUCCAUUUGUGAUUGUUUCUGUGCCAUGCAUUUUGUGCGCCAAAUGCCACCGUGUCUAUCUGCAACGUCGUUUACGGAAACGUCAUGGGGACGGUUUGGUCAAGCCUCAUGCUACCGAACCAUUGAGUAGUUGUCAGUCAGAGGAAUUAUCUCGCCGAGGUCUGGCGGCGACUGCAGCUGUUGAAGCGGAUCCUGCUCACCCGUCCACCAUGGAAACAACAAAGACAACCGUGGUUGCGGAAAAGGUUGACAUUCAUUGGUCUGAUGGUGUUCCGCACAUUACGAUCGAUUCCCACACUACACACAACCCGGAUAUAUCAUCAACUGUUGCGCCCUCUCAAUCUGUUCUGCCCACACUAGAUCCCGUUCACCAGGAAACGACCAUAUGUGUAUUAAAUCCGACGUAG
Messenger RNA from Echinostoma caproni, 465 nucleotides. NCBI's taxonomy places the organism in Eukaryota, Metazoa, Platyhelminthes, Trematoda, Plagiorchiida, Echinostomatidae. The record is from the annotation of a GenBank genome assembly.